Cebus imitator (Panamanian white-faced capuchin) is the source of this 4695-nucleotide messenger RNA. It is a transcript of the gene TGM1, whose product is annotated as transglutaminase 1. Gene Ontology annotation, molecular function: protein-glutamine gamma-glutamyltransferase activity. NCBI's taxonomy places the organism in Eukaryota, Metazoa, Chordata, Mammalia, Primates, Cebidae. The record is from RefSeq and is a predicted model, not a curated record. The coding region runs from base 2073 to 4517 and encodes 814 amino acids. The transcript is spliced from 16 exons. Gene Ontology annotation, biological process: peptide cross-linking.
GGAAGAGACGUGGGGAGACGUGGGGUGUUCCUGGCUCAUUCUUUCUGCAUCAUCCUGCUGUUUCCUCUCAGGGACAGCCAAGACCUCAGUGUUUGGGUCAGAGUUCAGGGUGAGGGCUGAGCUUGAGUUUACCUUCUGGUUUGGGGUGGGAGCUGAGGCUGGGUCUAGAUUCCAAGCAGGAAUAGGGCUUGGGAUCAGGUUCUGGUUCUGGCUGAGUUGCAGAGCAGCUGUGAGUUUCUCCAGCUGGAAGCAUCAUACAGGUUUUUCCCAUGACCCCUGCACUUUUCAGAUGUCCUGUCUGCCCUGGCCCCCAUUCACCACAGCCAGGGAGGCUUAAGGGCUUCGUGUUCCCAGGAGUGGGCCAGGGUGCCCUUGCUCCGCCCUGCCUUAACAACAGUAUCGGUCCCUGUGAGUAGCAUUCUACGGUUGAAGUACUCAUUAGCAUACUUGAUAACAUUUGAUCCUCACAGGCUUUCAGGGAUGAAAUGAUUAGGCCCAGUGUACUGAUGAGGAAACUGCUGUUGAGACUUGCCCAAGGUUGCUGAGCAAAUCAGCACUGAAACCAAAGUUGUCACUACCCUUGGUCUAGGACUCUAGACUCACGUUCUUGCUUCUGUAUUGCUAAGGAAUGAUUGGGCAGCAGCCUGGCCUUGGCUCCUUCAAGUCCUGAGCUGAGUGUCCACUCCUAUGGUGUGCCCCCACACAUACCAUGUACACACCUUGUCCUGACCUAGAGAGGCCUGAGUGUUGGUGGGGGAAGGGGACUGGCUCAGGGGUUAAGGCACUAACUCAAAUCUGGCUGGAGGGGGAGAGAAAGACUGAUUAAAGCUAGAGAGAGUGUGACAAAGGCAUCUUCCUGGUUGUCUGGGAUCCACCUGGGCCCACAUGUGCUCACACACAUCCGGACAACCAGGGCCCUGCCCCUUCCCGUAUCUGCAUUGAUGCACAAACACCCAGCCCCAGCACGAAGCCCUCUGGCUGACCUGCUUGGAAGUUUGAUUUCCACUGGUGUGCCAACUGAGGGUGUUGGAGGUAGGGCAGACCUGUUCCCCUCCACCUCCCUCCAGGCAGGUUCUGGUGCUUGGAGCUGGACAAGAAAAGGCAGUGUGGGUGUGGAGGGCUCCCUGCCAGUUCCUGGGGCCUCUUUGUCCCCAGUCCCCAUGGCACCUCCCUGCCUGAUGCAUCACCAAACAGCCCCUCCUGGAUUCUGCUUCCUUGUGUCUUUUUAUCAACCUAUUUUCACUGUCUGCUUGGCGGCCCGUGGGCAGAGCUGGGAUACCAAUGGGAAGGAAGGAAAGAAGGAAGAAGCCCCUGGCUGAUGGGCCCAAGAACAAGACCAAAGGAGAGCCUCCCUGAAGAUGCAUAGCCUCCUCCUCUGCCCUGGGAUUGCCUCAGUGCCAUCCUUGGUGUUUCCCCGGUUCCGGGGUGGAGUUAGGAUGCACACAGGACAGGGGCCUGAGCCGGUUGGUCUGGAUUCCCAGGAAGAAUUCCAGGUUGGUAAAAGGAAUCCUCAAGUCCAGCUGAGCAGAGACUCCUCGCAGUGAGAGAAGGGGGUAAUCUGCACCCCUGGAAGGGGGACUCAGUUCCCACCCAAGCCUAAGUGGAAAGACCUAAGCCUUCCCCAAGCCCCAGGCUACAGCAGGGGUGGGGGCGUAAAGUGAGAUUGCGCCUACUCUGAUCCCCCUAAUCCAAAACUUGGGGGGCAGCUCACUCAUGCCUGGGGCUGUAAAGCAGCUGAGGAAGAAGGGACAGAUUUGGGGGUUGGGGAAGUCAGAAUAUCUGGUAGAGCCAGCAGGUCAGGGGUUAGCUGGUGGAGCCAGUCUGAGGGCCUGGCUGCUGAUGUCACCAGUCUGCAGCCUGGGAUUCUGGGACCUCCCUGGGCAGGAUGAGUUCCAGGACCAGGCCCCUGGGCCAGUUUCACAGGGCUGAGCCUGGACUGGGCUGUGCUGAGCUCGGCAGCAGGAGCCUGUGAGAGCCAAGCAUCCAGUCCGUGGGUCCCGUCCCAUCCAUCCUGACCUGUUCCAUCUUGACCCCAGGACCCAGCGCUGCGAUUGCCAACACUGCUGCCAGGCAUGAUGGACGGACCACGUUCCGACGUGGGCCGUUGGGGUGGGAACCCCUGGCAGCCCCCUACCACGCCUUCACCAGAGCCAGAGCCAGAGAGACGCUCUCGCAGAGGAGGCCGUUCCUUCUGGGCUCGCUGCUGUGGCUGCUGUUCAUGCCGAAAUGCAGCAGAUGACGACUGGGGACCUGAACCCUCUGACUCCAGGGACCGAGGGUCCAGCUCUGGAACCCGAAGGCCUGGCUCCCGGGGCUCAGUCUCCCACCGGCCUAUCUCCUGGGGCAGUGGUGUCAAUGCAGCUGGAGAUGGCACCAUCCGAGAGGGGAUGCUAGUAGUGACCGGUGUGGACUUGAUGAGCUCACGCUCAGACCAGAACCGCCGAGAGCACCACACAGACGAGUAUGAGUAUGACGAGCUGAUAGUACGCCGCGGGCAGCCUUUCCACGUGCUCCUCGUCCUGUCCCGGACCUAUGAAUCCUCUGAUCGCAUCACCCUUGAGUUACUCAUCGGAAACAACCCCGAGGUGGGCAAGGGCACACACGUGAUCAUCCCAGUGGGUAAGGGGGGCAGUGGCGGCUGGAAGGCCCAGGUGGUGAAGACCAAUGGACAGAAUUUGAACCUGCGGGUCCACACCUCUCCAAAUGCCAUCAUCGGCAAGUUUCAGUUCACAGUCCGCACACAGUCAGACGCUGGGGAGUUCCAGUUGCCCUUUGACCCCCGCAACGAGAUCUACAUCCUCUUCAACCCCUGGUGCCCAGAGGACAUUGUGUACGUGGACCAUGAGGAUUGGCGGCAGGAGUAUGUGCUUAAUGAAUCUGGGAGAAUUUACUACGGGACCGAAGCACAGAUUGGCGAGCGGACCUGGAACUAUGGCCAGUUUGACCACGGGGUGCUGGAUGCCUGCUUGUACAUCCUGGACCGGCGGGGGAUGCCAUAUGGAGGCCGUGGAGACCCAGUCAGUGUCUCCCGGGUCAUCUCUGCCAUGGUGAACUCCCUGGAUGACAAUGGAGUCCUGAUUGGGAACUGGUCUGGUGAUUACUCCCGAGGCACCAACCCAUCAGCGUGGGUGGGCAGCGUGGAGAUCCUGCUUAGCUACCUACGCACCGGCUAUUCCGUCCCCUAUGGCCAGUGCUGGGUCUUUGCUGGCGUGACCACUACAGUGCUGCGCUGCCUGGGUCUGGCCACCCGUACUGUCACCAACUUCAACUCUGCCCAUGACACAGACACAUCGCUUACCAUGGACAUCUACUUCGAUGAGAAUAUGAAGCCCCUGGAGCACCUGAACCAUGAUUCUGUCUGGAACUUCCAUGUAUGGAAUGACUGCUGGAUGAAGAGGCCCGAUCUGCCCUCGGGCUUUGACGGGUGGCAGGUGGUGGAUGCCACGCCCCAGGAGACUAGCAGUGGCAUCUUCUGCUGUGGCCCCUGCUCCGUGGAGUCCAUCAAGAAUGGCCUGGUCUACAUGAAGUAUGAUACACCUUUCAUUUUUGCUGAGGUGAAUAGUGACAAGGUGUACUGGCAGCGGCAGGAUGAUGGCAGCUUCAAGAUUGUGUAUGUUGAGGAGAAGGCCAUCGGCACACUCAUUGUCACCAAGGCCGUUGGCUCCAACAUGCGGGAGGACAUCACCUACCUCUAUAAGCAUCCAGAAGGCUCAGAUGCGGAGCGGAAGGCAGUAGAGACAGCAGCAGCCCACGGCAGCAAACCCAACGUGUACGCCAACCGGGGCUCAGCUGAGGAUGUGGCCAUGCAGGUGGAGGCACAGGACGCAGUGAUGGGGCAGGAUCUGAACGUCUCUGUGAUGCUGACCAAUCAAAGCAGCAGUCCCCGCACAGUGAAACUGCACCUCUAUCUCUCAGUCACCUACUAUACUGGUGUCACUGGGACUAUCUUCAAGGAGACAAAGAAGGAAGUGGCGCUGGCACCGGGGGCCUCGGACCGUGUGACCAUGCCCGUGGCCUACAAGGAAUACCGGCCCCACCUUGUGGACCAGGGGGCCAUGCUGCUCAACGUCUCAGGCCAUGUCAAGGAGAGCGGGCAGGUGCUGGCCAAGCAGCACACCUUCCGUCUGCGCACCCCAGAUCUCUCCCUCACGUUACUGGGAGCAGCAGUGGUUGGCCAGGAGUGUGAAGUACAGAUUGUCUUCAAGAACCCCCUGCCCGUCACCCUCACCAAUGUCGUCUUCCGGCUUGAGGGCUCCGGGUUACAGAGACCCAAGAUCCUCAACGUUGGGGACAUCGGGGGCAAUGAGACAGUGACACUGCGCCAGACAUUUGUGCCUGUGCGGCCAGGCCCCCGCCAGCUCAUUGCCAGCUUGGACAGCCCGCAGCUCUCCCAGGUGCACGGUGUUAUCCAGGUAGAUGUGGCCCCAGCCUCUGGGGACAGAGGCCUCUUCUCAGAUGCUGGAGGUGACAGUCACUUGGGAGAGACCAUCCCUAUGGCAUCUCGAGGUGGAGCUUAGCCCUGUGCCAGGAGCAAUGGGACUGGAGUCAGAUGAGCAAGGACACUGGGCCCCAAGAUGGGGGCCCACUGCAGAGCAGCUCACCAGAGCUCAGGUGGGGAGUCCAGGGCUCCUGGAGAGGGAGUCCGUCUUCACUUGCACUGGGGGCACAGAUGCUAAUAAACUAUUUUUUAAUGAA